AUGUUUUCGGUUUUCCUGGGUGCUGCUUCAAAUCCUGAUUUUGAUGCUGACUUUGAGGGCUGGGACAUAAUAGAACAUGAUUUUGGUGGACCACGCACCCCUUCUACCGUCAGCGAAAACCACGAUAAUGUACCAGAGCAGCGCAACUUAAGUUACGAGGCGAGUGAGGCUGGAAGUGAUGAGGAUUAUGGCGAAGCAUCUCAAGCUACAAGACGACAGAAGAAGGGAGGAUAUGAUAGUCGCAUUGAACAAAUUCUUUAUGAGAAUCCAGAACUUCCUCUCUUAAUUGUUGAUGCUGGAAAGAGUUCUGAGAGUGGAGGGAAAUAUAUUGUUUAUACAAUCCGAACUGGGGAUCUUGAAGUUCGUCGGCGCUAUUCCGAGUUUGCCUCUCUAAGAGAAGCUCUCUCCAGGUUACAUCCUACUUUAAUCAUUCCACCCAUCCCCGAGAAACAUACCAUGGCAGACUAUGCUGCGAAUCCAACCAAAGCAAAACAGGACCAACAAAUUAUAGAUCUUCGAAAGCGCAUGUUGGCUGUAUUCUUAAAUAGAUGUAGGAGAAUGGAUGAGGUACGGAAUGAUGGGGUUUGGUGGAGAUUUUUGGAUCCAAACGCAAGUUGGAACGAAGUUUUACAUUCCCAUCCUAUUGCAUCAAUUCCAAAAUCCAAUAUGAAAGCCCCCCCACUCGACCCCGCCAAUCCCACACCUGCUCACGCAUUCCUACCUGUACCUGCAUCCUCUGCGAAACUCAAGGCAGCUUCUACAUCCGCGACUAAUGCUCAAGGUAUGAUAGCACAACCUUCUGAGUAUGCUGCUAGUCCUUCGACUGCGGCGCAUACUAUAUCCGGACCACAACUCUUUGGUAGAAUCCCACCGGAAAGUGCGAAUUUGAGUGAACAAGAUUUGGAUCCAUACUUCAUAAGCUUCGAAUCUUCCACCAAGGAUCUAGAAAUAUUGUUGACCGGGCCUAUUGAACGAGUUAAUCGGAGGACCUUGACCCAUUUAUCUUCGUUGUCGACGGAUUUAGCAGAGCUUGGAGCAAGAUUUAAUGGUUUUUCGCUCUCGGAACCUUCAGCUUCUCUUGCAGCAGCUAUUGAGAGGGUUGGUCAAGCUGUCGAUUCAUCAUACAUUGCGACUGAAGAACUCUCGGCUUCUUUAGGUGCGAGUUUUGCCGAACCAAUGCGGGAGAGUGCACAAUUUGCUGGUGUAGUUCGGAGUGUUUUGAGAUAUCGCGUUAUGAAGAGGGUGCAGCAAGAAAUGACCAACGAGGACUUGGCCAAAAAAAGAGCUCUCCUGGAACAGUUGGAAAGAAGUGAAACUGAAGCGAAGAGAAUUGAUCAAUAUUUGACUAGUAGUGGGACUGCCAAUGUACCACGGCGCUCAACUUCAUCCGCAAGAGAGCCCCCACAAGGAAGACGUGAAUCACCACACGAUGAUACAGCAUCGAUUGAUUCCGAUUUUCCUCCGACUCAUGGCGAUACCCCAUCUGCAUCACAAGGUAUUCCUCAGCAAGAAGAAAUACCUCCUACUCAUCGAAAGAGCUCUAGUGGAAACUUCAUCACCAAUAAGAUUUUCGGGCGUAUAAGUCAUGCAGUUCAUGGUGUUGUUGAUGCUGACCCGGAGAGAACACGAAGGGAUCAAAUUAGUAAGACUAGGGAAGCAAUCUCACAAUUGGAGCAGGCUCAACUCGCAUCUGCGCAAGAUGUCAAAGAUGCAAGUGCAGGUGUGCUCAAAGAUUUGAAGAGAUUCCAGUUGGAAAAAGAGGAUGAUUUGAAGAGAUAUAUGCUCGCCUACGCGAGAUCUCAAAUCGAAUGGGCCAAGAAGAAUAAGGAGACUUGGGAGGAAGCUAAAACGGAAGUGGAAAAAAUAGAUGACAAUUAA
Molecule: messenger RNA, 1878 nt
Organism: Sclerotinia borealis F-4128
Lineage: Eukaryota; Fungi; Ascomycota; Leotiomycetes; Helotiales; Sclerotiniaceae
Source: the annotation of a GenBank genome assembly